Molecule: messenger RNA, 732 nt
Organism: Paramecium octaurelia
Lineage: Eukaryota; Ciliophora; Oligohymenophorea; Peniculida; Parameciidae
Source: the annotation of a GenBank genome assembly
AUGAAUACUUUAAAAAUACUCUAAUGGAAUACAUUGGCUGACACUCUUUCAGAUGCUUUUCCACUGAUCAACAAACAAUUUCUACAAUGGAAUCACAGAUCAUCAUUAAUUGCUCAAUAUUUAAAACAACACCCAUGCGAUGUCUAUUGUUUUCAAGAAGUAGAUCACCCAGAAUUCUUUGAAUAAGUCCUCCAAGAUCACCUAUUCAUUUAUCAAAAAAAGCAACAUAACAGCGAUGGCAUAUUGAUUGCCUAUAAAAAGGACUUGAAAUUACAAUCAGUCAACAUCAUACCGUUUCUGGAAAAUAACAAAGUUUCCAAUUAGUUCUUCAUUAAAGUAGACUUUCUAGAUUUCAUAUUGGUGGCUACUCAUCUUAAAGCUAAACCAGACUUUGAGAAGAUCAGAAGGAAUUAAUUAGAAUAAAUAAAUAAAUUUGUGAAAGAGGACAAGAUUAUUCUAUGUGGUGAUUUCAACACUUAACCUCAAUUAGAGGCGGUUUCUAAUUUUUUAGAAAUAUCAGGUAUGAAAUGCACGAAUACAACUGUGCCAACCACUUCUAAAAAUAGAGGGAAAUUGGAAACAAAUAUAAAGGAUUACAUUUUGUAUAAGGGUGUUCAUUUGAAACAGAGUCAAGUAGGUCCAACAGAAGGUGUACAAAUCAAUGAGAGUGGAUUACCAACUGAAUUGUUCCCUUCUGACCAUAUCUUUUUAAUUGGAGAGUUUGAAAUCUGA